AUGAAUCACGCAAUAGUCACAAACAAUCACAUUCUGCAACACCAACAAGAUGAGCAACAAGACAAUAACGGUCUUAGUGCCGACUCAUCUGCCACCACCACCGUUUAUGUCGUUCAAGAUACUUCCAACAACGAUGUUCCACACUGUGAAAUCACCAAUAAUAAUAAUACCAAUAUUAAUAUGGAUAAAGAUGAUUCAAUCUAUACAAGAGAUUCAAAUUAUGGUGAUGAUGUCCCAUUCUUCUAUCGCUUAAAGGGUUUAAUAUUUGAUGAGUUCAUAAAGGCAUUUUCUCCAGUAUACUUUGUUUCCAUUAUGGGUACAGGUAUUUCUUCAAGUCUUUUAUAUCAUUUCCCAUAUCCUGCUGAAUGGUUAGAAAUAUGUUCAUAUAUAAUGUUUGGUAUAACAUGUAUUUGUUUCAUAGUCACAACUACAUUAUUCAUAUUACAAUGUUGGUAUUUCCCCGGUAGAUUCAAAGCAUAUCAUGUUGAUACUGCCCAAGCGGUAUUUAUGGGUUGUUAUUCCAUGGGUUAUAUUACAAUAGUUAAUUUCAUCGAAAAUAUCACCGAUGGUCGUCAUACUAUAUUUGUAUGGGUAUUAUGGUGGAUUGCUGUGUUUUCAGCAAUAUACACUGCAUUCUUAAUUGUUUAUUUGUCAUUCAUGUCUAAAUUAAAUGAAGUUGAUUUAGAUGCAAAAUUAAAUGCUACUUUAUUAUUACCAAUAGUUGCAAUCACUGUGGUUUCAAGUUCAGGGCAUCAAUUAGAAUUAAAAUUACCAACUACAAAUCAAAUGGUUGUUACCAUGAUUGUUAGUUUUAUGCUUUGGUGUCUUUCUAUAAGUUUAGCAUUUAUGAUUAUGACCAUUUAUUUGCAUAGAUUAAUUGUUCAUAAAAUCCCGCCAACCAAUUUAAUCUUCACCAGUUUCUUACCAGUUGGGUUUUUAGGACAAUCUUCAUAUAGUGUUAUGUUAUUUGGAGUUAAUUUACAUCAAUUAAUUCCAGAAGAAUUAAUGUGGGGCAAGAUCUUAUUAUGUAUUUGUGGAUUCUUUUCAGUAUUCUUAUUAUCAUUUGGAUAUUUCCAAACAUUUGUUGCUAUAAUGUCAAUAUUCUCCAAGAUAAAGCCAUUUGCUAAGAGUCCAAAUCCAACGCAUACUAAUAAAUAUGGGUUAUUGAAAAUUCAUAAAGGUUUCUGGGCAAUGACUUUCCCUCUUGGUACAAUGUCAUUAUCAAAUACAGAAUUAGGUAAAGGUGUAAUUGGAGAUUAUCCAUUAUUAACAUUUAAAGUAAUGGGGGCAAUAUUUGCUGCUGCAUGUAUCUUAAUUACAUGUGCUUGUACCAUUGGUGCCGUUGUUCAUACUACAAAGAGAAUUGCAUCAUUGUUUCAACAUCGUAGUGAUAUUGAUAGUGAUGAUACAUGUAAGGUGUAG
This is a messenger RNA of Hemisphaericaspora subhashii, 1422 nucleotides long. RefSeq names its product Ssu1p (gene SSU1). The record is from RefSeq and is a predicted model, not a curated record. Gene Ontology annotation, molecular function: sulfite transmembrane transporter activity. Gene Ontology annotation, cellular component: plasma membrane. The coding region runs from base 1 to 1422 and encodes 473 amino acids. The transcript has a single exon. Lineage: Eukaryota; Fungi; Ascomycota; Pichiomycetes; Serinales; Debaryomycetaceae. Gene Ontology annotation, biological process: transmembrane transport; sulfite transmembrane transport.